AUCAAGUAUUGAUAAACUCUGCGUGCUUCCUCGAUCAGCUUUGAUGAAAACGUGAGAUUUCAUUCGAGGCAGAAGAAAUGAAGCAUAAAGACCCCCAGAAUUGGAAAAGUGAAGUGAGAGAGACCAACUGAUUUCUAAGUCUUACUAUCUCCUCACCUUUGAUAAUGUGCUCAACCCCCUCAUAAUGAUGAUAGUCAUUGCUUUUCACUUCUUCGUUUUCAUCUACUUCUCUGAAUCCUUGUUUACCUUUCCCCAUAAACCUCCACUUAUCCAAUGAGUGUUUCUUCUGAUCACGUCCCCUUUCGUCACCAUGGCUAGAAUGAAUAAUUUUGGAAUCCCGCCCCCCCAGAGGGCCCCAGCUAUAAACAGUGAAGACCUGGCCAUGUGUAAGAGAGACCGAGACUUUACAAACAUCCUUGACCUGAAGUUCGAACACCAUAACAAAUUCAUCAGAAAUCUGAGGCAGCACGUUGAGCUCUUCCAUACCUGGAAAGAGAUUCGAGACUCCCCGCCUGCUAGAGAAUUCUGUAUUGACCGGUUCUUGGACAUCUACGGGGCGGAGUACUGGAGUGUCCAGAACCGCAGCAAGUACAUAAUGUCCGAUUCUGUGGCUCGAGGGGAUCAAGUUCGCUAUCCCGCGGACAUAGACGAUAUCAAGAAAACUCUGGUCAUCCUCCUUAAAAAGAAAGCCGACAGUUUUCUAAAAGACACCCAGACCGAAGAACCUGCGUCCUCGGCAACCUUUCGUUUGCCACGUGCACCUGCACCAGAGACCACCAGAGAAUCACAGCUAGGUAUCCGGUUCACCGUCCCGGGCUUGGAACAGCACAGAGAUGAAGAUGAAGAAGAAGGAAAAAAUGAAGAGGAUACAGAAGAUGAGGCACCGAGAUCCUCUGGUUCCCGUCGGCUUAGGAGAGGCAUCGCAACUAGGCCUGACGUUCGUAUCACUCCGCCCAAAGACACAAGUUCUUUGAGUUCUCUUGAUUCCGCCUCCAUUGCGGCUACCAAUACUUUCCCAGAAAGUUCGAAAAUAUCGACUCUUAAUCUUGUAGAUGAGAGUGUUGCAAAGUCCCUUUAUUCAAAGUACCUUCGCGAUACUUUCUUCCUGGUAUCCACAGACCAGAACCAGGUACACGCUGCACCCGCUUGGGUCAAGUUCCAGAACUUCAAGUCUGCGUCUGCCUUCCUCUUAGACAUGGGUCGUGAGCUCGGGCUAGAACAACAGUGGUGGACCCCCAAUGCCCAGAUGGAAGUUGAAGGUGGUGCUAGGGCUCACCAAACUGACUAUGUCUCCGUGGCGCAGGGUGUUAUCGCCAUGGCGUCUGUCAGGUUCAUGUGGUCUGGAGAAGAGGUUCUAGUACGCUGGGGAAAUGAUAGUGAUUGGGGGAUUGUGACGCAGUUUAUCCAGAAGGCUUGGGUAGCCAAGGAAUUUGGCCAUGGAGUUUUUGAUCUUUUCAAAGUUGGCGUUGUUAUUCAUCUUGAGCUCUAGGAUAGUUCGGAUCUUGUAGAGGCGUUUUAUUGAUGGGGACGCGUAUUUGAGUCAAUUGCAGAUAGGAGGAGCAUGCGAUGAUAUUAUGGAGUUACAAAUAUUUCGUCAACAAUACUAUGCUUUCGUUUCAAGUUCGAUUCCGUAUAGA
Molecule: messenger RNA, 1637 nt
Organism: Aspergillus versicolor CBS 583.65
Lineage: Eukaryota; Fungi; Ascomycota; Eurotiomycetes; Eurotiales; Aspergillaceae
Exons: 2
Coding region: 311-1489 (392 amino acids)
Source: RefSeq, a predicted model, not a curated record